UUUGAAUGUAAAUUCUAGUAUCUUUAUGAACUGCCAAAAGGUGUAAUGUCAACGGGAGUAACGCCCCUAAACCCUAACGCGACAUUAAACAUUACAUGGACUAUAGAGCCAUCUACUACGAAGUUUUACUCCUACAUGCACUUUGCCGAGCUUCAGACCCUAAGGGCCAACGAUACAAGAGAAUUCAAUAUAACAAUGAAUGGGAAAAUUUCAUAUGGACCAUAUAGUCCUAAGCCGCUAAAGACCCAAACCAUAUUCGACAUAACACCAGAGCAAUGCGAUGGAGGGGCAUGCCUUUUGCAGCUUCUGAAGACGUCCAAAUCAACUCUUCCGCCUCUCCUGAAUGAGGCUGCUCAUCAGGCUUUCACCGUGAUUGAUUUCCCGCAAAUGGAGACAAAUGAAGAUGAAGUUGCUGGUAUCAAGAAUGUUCAAGAUAUUUAUGGAUUAAAUAGAAUCAGUUGGCAAGGAGAUCCAUGUGUACCCAAACAAUUUUUGUGGGAUGGUCUAAACUGCAAUAACUCAGAUAUUUCGACUCCACCAAUAAUCACUUCCUUAGACUUAUCUACAAGUGGAUUAACCGGGAUCAUCACACAAGCCAUUCAAAAUCUUACCCACCUUGAAAAGUUGGACUUGUCAAAUAACAAUUUGACUGGAGAAAUACCUAAAUUUCUAGCUGACAUAAAAUCACUCUUGGUCAUAGACUUAAGUGGUAAUAACUUAACUGGAUCGGUCCCUCCCUCACUUCUUCAGAGAAAGGAAUGA
Brassica napus (rape) is the source of this 762-nucleotide messenger RNA. RefSeq names its product probable LRR receptor-like serine/threonine-protein kinase At1g51820. The coding region runs from base 46 to 762 and encodes 238 amino acids. NCBI's taxonomy places the organism in Eukaryota, Viridiplantae, Streptophyta, Magnoliopsida, Brassicales, Brassicaceae. Gene Ontology annotation, molecular function: protein binding. The record is from RefSeq and is a predicted model, not a curated record. The transcript is spliced from 5 exons.